AUGGCCGCAUCUCUCGCAAAACACCGUGACACCCCUCCAUUCGCUGAUCAUAAAGAUCUCUACAAUGUCAUAGAUGUGACACAGCUUGGUGAUGUCCCUUGGCAAUCUUUCUCAGUUCAGUACACAGGAGAAUGUCCCGAGGUUGUCCCACCGUGGAUGAAUGAUGAAUUUGAGGUCUGGUAUAGGGACCCCUGCGCGAUGGUGCACAACAUACUAGCCAAUCCUACCUUCAAAGACGAAAUCGACUAUGCACCAUUUCGUGAAUAUAAUGCAUUGGACGACGCGCGCCGAUGGAAAGACUUUAUGUCUGGAGACUGGGCAUGGCAACAGGCAAACACCAUAUCAAAAGACCCAGAGACACAUGGAUCUGCAUUAGUCCCAAUUAUUCUUGGUAGUGAUAAGACUACCAUCUCUGUGGGUACUGGUAAUAACAAAUACUAUCCCCUCUAUGCCUCGAUCAGCAAUGUAUGCAAUAAUGUGUGGCGCGCUCACUGUGAUGCUCUUGUCAUCAUCGGUUUCCUCGCCAUACCCAAAACUGACAAGAAACAUUCCAAAGAUGACAUGUUUCAGAUAUUUCGUCGCCAGCUAUUCCACAGCUCGCUAUCUGCAAUUCUCUCCAGCCUGAAAUCUGCAAUGUCCAAAUACGAGGUCGUGCGCUGCAGAGAUAGUCAUUUUCAACGUGUGAUAUACAGUCUAGGACCCUACAUAGCAGAUUACGAAGAACAACUGGUGCUAUCCUGUGUCGUUAAGCAUUGGUGCCCAAAUGGUGGCAUGUAUCACUGUCGCGAGCACACUGACUUCAUAAUUGGUGAACUACACAAGGAUAUAUUAUGGGAUGAAUAUGGUAUCAUUAGUGAUCUCGUCUUACUAUCGUUUGAUCUCCUCCAUCAGCUCAUCAAAGUGGCAAAGUACCUCAAGGCAGUGCACGGGACCAAACGGGCGGAGGAGAUUAUGAGCGACAUAGAUCGCAGAGUUGCUGCUGUACCUUCAUUCUCUGGUCUGCAAUGGUUUCCCCAAGGCCGUGACUUCAAACAGUGGACGGGCAAUGAUUUGAAAGCCCUCAUGAAGGUCUUUCUUCCAGCUAUCGAAGGCCAUGUACCUGGAGAUAUGGUUCACGCAUUUCGUGCACUGUUAGAAUUUUGCUAUCUUGUGCGGCGCAAUGUUAUUACUGAAGAUACCUUGAAUCAAAUUCAAGACACACUUGGUCGCUUUCAUCGCUAUCGCAAGAUAUUUGGUCUCGUCGUUCCUACUUUUUCACUCCCUCACCAGCAUUCAAUGACUCAUUACGUGGACAUGAUUCGACUCUUUGGUGCUCCGAACGGACUAUGCUUGUCAAUUACGGAAUCAAAACAUAUCAAGGCUGUAAAGGAGCCCUGGCAUUGGUCAAAUAGGCACAAUGCUCUUGGUCAGAUGCUUGUGACCAAUCAACACCUUGACAAGCUCGCAGCAUCCCACGUGGACCUUAAUGCGCGAGGGAUGCUUACUGGCACUAUUUUAUCAAGUGUUUUGGCUACUCUUGUGGCAGCAUUGGCAAAUGAAGUCGCUGUUCCGAAUCUGCAACGCCUCAUUCGAGAUUUUAUGUUCUCUCAGCGCAACCGAGGUGAUCACCAUGAUCCCGAAGAUAUACCAACUGGUAGCUACCCUCAGAACGAAGGCAAACUCCAGGUCUUCAAUUCUGCUUCUGCUACUUUCCUUGCUCCCAGUGAUCCGAGUGGUGUCAGUGGCAUGCGACGGGAACAUAUCCGUGCAUGUCCACUCUGGAGGAACGAGUACCUGCAUAAUGACUGUGUGUUCAUUAACACCGAUUCGGAUGCUCAAGGCAUGCAAGGACUUGAAGUUGCGAGAAUCAUAUGCUUCUUCUCUUUCAUCCACAACUGGGAAGGGUAUCCGUGCGCUCUCAUCCAAUGGUUUGACAAGAUUGGUGACUGUGCUAAUGAAGACACUGGCAUGUGGAUGGUCGGUCCAAUUUUUCAUGAGGAUGGUUCCCAGAAUCUUGCUGUUAUUCAUAUUGACACGAUAUUUCGUGCAGCACACUUGAUACCUAUCUAUGGUUCUGAGUACAUCCCUCAUUCCCUCAAGUUCUACCAUUCUAUCGAUUCUUUCCACUCAUUUUAUGUCAACAAAUUCACUGAUCACCACGCCUUCGAGAUAGCAUCCUGA
Molecule: messenger RNA, 2160 nt
Organism: Suillus fuscotomentosus
Lineage: Eukaryota; Fungi; Basidiomycota; Agaricomycetes; Boletales; Suillaceae
Exons: 8
Coding region: 1-2160 (719 amino acids)
Source: RefSeq, a predicted model, not a curated record